This is a messenger RNA of Scutellospora calospora, 553 nucleotides long. The record is from the annotation of a GenBank genome assembly. Lineage: Eukaryota; Fungi; Glomeromycota; Glomeromycetes; Diversisporales; Gigasporaceae.
AUGGGACAAGCACAGGACAAGUUUGUGGACGAGCAAAAUGAAGACGGUUCUCAAGAUUCUCCUACUGUGGAAGACUCCGUGAUUACUGAGGCAACUUUUACUGUGGUUGCAUCAGAAUCUCAAGUUCACCAUGAUAUUAGUUUCUCACCGCUUUCUAUCCAAGACACACAACUAAAAAAAACUAGUUCAAAUUCUGUGUUCGGUGAUAUAGAUCCCAGUGGCAUUCGAAGUGAAAAAGGAAAGUUUUUCGCUUCAGAUGUCAAUGGUCACAUUGAUUUGGCAGAGAAUGAUGAUAAUUUUACUAUUCACUUAACCAGCUCCACAAUAGAUUUCUCAAAUAAUUCACUCGCGAGUUCACUUGCGAACUUAACAAUUCGAGAUUCACCAUCAUUGGACAGUAUAACAACAGCGUCUGUUGUGCAAGCGACAACAGUGAAAAAUACUGUCAAAGAAACACGUAAUAGCUUAUCUCGAACUAUUGAAGAAAAUUAUAAUCCGGCUGUCGAGGAAACAUCCGGUUCAAUUAAAAUAGCAGACACAACAGAAUCAACUC